CAACCCAUUAUUCAGAUUUUCCAGAGCCGAUUCCAAUUUUAUUGUUAAGGAACUUAUGCGCUAGCUUGAUUUUGUUACGGUUGUCUAUGAUAGGCAUUCAAUUCAUUUCAUAUAUUCAGCUCCCCAUGAUCUUCCCUCCAUUACUCCCACUUUGAAGAAGAAACACACACACAGAGAGCUCCAAAACCUGUUUCCCAAUUGAAUCGAAAUCAAUGAAGGAUUGAAUGAAGACACCACUCCAAUCUGUUUUCAGAACCAUAACCAUUCGUGCUUACUCAUCACCACCACCACAACCAACAAAAUGGACCAAAAACAAGAACCUCACGACAAUGUUCCACAGGUACGUGGACAAGACCAGCGUCUCUUCUUGGAACUCCAUCAUUGCCGACCUCGCCCGAAGCGGCGACUCCCUCGAGGCCCUCCGCGCCUUCUCCUCCAUGCGCAAGCUUUCCCUCAUUCCCAACCGCAACACCUUUCCUUGCGCCAUCAAAUCCUGUUCUUCGCUCUUCGACCUUUGCGCCGGAAAACAGACCCAUCAACAGGCUUUCGUCUUUGGCUUUGAAUCGGAUCUCUUUGUUUCCUCGGCUCUUAUUGAUAUGUACUCUAAGUGUGGCCAUUUGGAACACGCCCGAAACCUGUUCGACGAAAUUCCCCAAAGGAAUGUGGUGUCUUGGACUUCAAUUAUUGCCGGCCAUGUCCAAAAUGGUUGCGCUGCUGAGGGCAUUCGCUUGUUUAAGGAGCUUUUGGUUGAAGAGAGUGAGAAUGUGGGGUGUGUUCAGGAGGAGGAGGAGGAUCGUUUCGUGGAUCCGAUAGUUGUAAGUUCGGUGCUUUCGGCUUGUUCGUGGGUGCGGCAGAAGAGAACUACUGAAGGGGUUCAUGGUUUUGUGAUUAAGAGGGGGUUCGACGGGUGUUUAGGGGUUGGGAACACGUUGAUGGAUGCUUAUGCAAAGUGUGGGGAGAUGGGUGUGUCAAGGAAGGUGUUUGAUGGGAUGAUUGAGAAAGAUGCUUACUCUUGGAACUCUAUGAUUGCUGAAUAUGCACAAAAUGGAUUGUCAGCUGAGGCAUUCAAUGUUUUCAGUGAUAUGGUGAAGAGUAGCAAGGUCAGUUAUAAUGCUGUGACAUUGUCGGCAGUGUUGUUAGCCUGUGCAAAUUCAGGAGCUCUGCAGGUUGGGAAGUGCAUACAUGGUCAGGUUAUAAAGAUGGAUUUGGAGGAUAAUGUUUUUGUAGGUACCUCUGUAGUAGACAUGUACUGUAAAUGUGGGAGAGUUGAGUUGGCUAGAAAGGGGUUUGAUCGCGUGAAAGAGAAGAAUGUUAAGUCAUGGACCGCUAUGGUUGCUGGCUAUGGAAUGCAUGGUUGCGCAAAAGAUGCUUUGGAAGUCUUCUACAAGAUGAUAAGGUCUGGAGUCAAACCGAACUACAUCACUUUUGUGUCAGUUUUGGCUGCUUGCAGCCAUGCUGGUCUGUUGGAAGAAGGAUGGAAUUGGUUUAAUAGAAUGAAUCACGAAUUUAAUGUUGAGCCUGGAAUUGAGCAUUAUUCGUGCAUGGUUGAUCUUCUUGGCCGUGCUGGUUAUCUUAAUGAGGCUUAUGGAUUGAUCAAGAAAAUGAAGGUGAGACCUGAUUUUAUAAUAUGGGGUUCCCUUCUUGGGGCUUGUAGGAUUCACAAAAAUGUGGAACUAGGGGAGAUUUCUGCUAGAAAACUAUUUGAGUUAGACCCAAGUAAUUGUGGGUACUACGUACUACUCUCGAAUAUAUAUGCUGAUGCUGGACGGUGGGAUGAUGUCGCGAGGAUGAGAAUAUUGAUGAAAAAUCAUGGAUUGCUUAAAACACCUGGAUUCAGCAUAGUUGAACUUAAAGGUAGAAUACAUGUAUUUUUAGUUGGUGAUAAAGAGCAUCCUCAACACGUUAAGAUUUACGAGUAUUUGGACAAAUUAAAUGUUAAGCUGCAAGGACUGGGCUAUGUACCUAACGUAACAUCAGUGCUUCAUGACAUUGAUGAUGAAGAAAAAGGAAUGGUUCUAAGAGUUCACAGUGAGAAACUUGCUGUUGCCUUUGGAAUCAUGAAUUCAGUUCCUUGUGCAACUAUCCAGAUCAUAAAAAAUCUUAGGAUUUGUGGUGACUGCCAUGCUGUAAUUAAAUUGAUUUCCAAGGUGGAAAACCGAAAAAUUAUUGUCAGGGACUCAAAGCGGUUUCAUCAUUUUAAGGAUGGGUUCUGUUCUUGUGGGGACUAUUGGUGACAGCAAUGGAAAUAAAGGGAGUAACGUGUUCAUUGUACAUUACUGUCUACAUAAACAAUGCUUUACGAGAAGCUUCAUGGACGUAAAGUCAUAUUACCAUUGCAACUUUGCAUAUCUAUCUGGAACACGGUGUUCAAUUUGAUUUGGAAUGAGUAGUGGAUCGAUUAGUUCAAAGUUAGUGUAAUAAUUUUCAGUUGCCCAUAUAGAUAGCUUAUUCCAAGUUCUAAUAAUUAUGAUAGAAGGAUACGGCAGGAGCUCAAUAAAAGCAAGUGUGAAUAAUGAAUAGCAUAUAGACGAAAUUUUGACUUGAGAACAUCAUAGAUCAUUAAGAUUGUGAAAAACAAGAAUCUCGCGCCUAUAUUUACCCUCAAUUCCACGGGUAUAUCUUUGGGAAUUUAUUCAACAUUUAUGCA
This is a messenger RNA of Arachis ipaensis, 2647 nucleotides long. Its product is annotated as Tetratricopeptide repeat (TPR)-like superfamily protein. Gene Ontology annotation, biological process: RNA modification. Gene Ontology annotation, molecular function: RNA binding; protein binding; zinc ion binding. The record is from RefSeq and is a predicted model, not a curated record. Lineage: Eukaryota; Viridiplantae; Streptophyta; Magnoliopsida; Fabales; Fabaceae.